Messenger RNA from Aplysia californica (California sea hare), 2606 nucleotides. RefSeq names its product pre-mRNA-splicing factor RBM22. The transcript is spliced from 9 exons. The record is from RefSeq and is a predicted model, not a curated record. Lineage: Eukaryota; Metazoa; Mollusca; Gastropoda; Aplysiida; Aplysiidae. Gene Ontology annotation, cellular component: U2-type catalytic step 2 spliceosome; Prp19 complex; U2-type catalytic step 1 spliceosome. Bases 54 to 1514 code for a protein of 486 amino acids. Gene Ontology annotation, molecular function: U6 snRNA binding; metal ion binding; pre-mRNA binding.
CGUUUCUCCACAAUCUCUGUCUGUCUAUCUAUUCCAUUGACAAUUUUGACAAAAUGGCGACGUCUAAGGGAGCAAACACGUACAACAGACAAAAUUGGGAAGAUGCUGAAUUCCCUAUACUCUGUCAGACGUGUCUCGGUGACAAUCCAUACAUUCGGAUGAUGAAAGAAAAAUAUGGCAAAGAAUGCAAGAUCUGUGCCCGACCAUUCACUGUAUUCAAAUGGUGCCCUGGAGCCAGGAUGAGAUUCAAGAAGACGGAAGUAUGCCAGACGUGUAGCAAAAUGAAAAACGUUUGUCAGACGUGUCUCUUGGACCUUGAAUAUGGUUUGCCUGUCCAGGUUCGAGAUGCUGCUUUGAAGCUCCAGGAUAACAUGCCCAAAUCCGACGUUAAUAAAGAGUACUACACACAGAAUAUGGAAAGAGAGAUAGCAAACAGUGACGGUAUCUCGCCUGUGGGAGCUUUGGCGGGGAAGGCACAGACUCCUAGCGACAUGUUGCUCAAACUGGCAAGAACAACUCCUUACUACAAGAGAAAUCGGCCUCACAUCUGCUCGUUUUGGGUGAAAGGAGAGUGUCGGCGUGGCCAGGAAUGUCCUUACAGGCACGAAAAGCCGACAGACCCAGACGACCCCUUGGCAGAUCAGAACAUCAAGGACAGAUUUUACGGAAUGAAUGACCCGGUAGCGGACAAACUUCUCAGUCGUUACAGCAGCAUGCCCAAGCUGGAGCCUCCGGAAGACAAGACAGUCACCACCCUCUAUGUGGGAAAUCUGGGGGACAAAGUCGGGGAAACAGAGUUGAGGGAUUAUUUUUACCAGUUCGGUGAGAUUCGUUCCGUCAACGUGGCGAAACAGCAGUGUGCGUUUGUGCAGUUCACCAACCGGGCGUCGGCGGAAGCGGCCGCGGAGAAGGCGUUCAACAAGCUCAUCCUGUGUGGCCGGCGGCUGAACAUCAAGUGGGGUCGCUCCCAGGGACAGCAGACGCUGGCGGUGAAGAAGGGCGAGGGUCCGCCCCAGCCUGCCCUGGAGCCUGUACCUGGCUUGCCUCAAGCACUGCCGAUGCCGCCAGAAGAGCUGACCAACAACUACUUCAACCUGGCCGGCCCCGGAGUCCCACCCCCUCAGCCGUUUGGCCUCCCGCCCCGAGGACCCAUGCGUGGCCCGCCCGGCGGCCCACCAAACGGCCCACCAGGGGGUCCUCCAGGCGGCCCACGGGGCUUCCCUCCCAUGAUGAGGGGCCCUCCACCACCCAUGCCCUUUGGCAUGCCCAGAGGACCGCCUCCACCCGGAAUGCGAAUGCCCCCACCCCCGCCCGGAGUCCUGCCCAUGAGGCCCCCACCAGGCAUGCCCCCUCCGCAACAGCAACAACAACAGCAGCCCCCGCACGGUGGCCCCGGUGGUCCCCCUCCAGGCCACGGCCGCGCCGUCCACUACCCCUCACAAGACCCGACCAGGAUGGGAGCCAUGAAGAACCCGCCGGGGCCCAACAAGUCCAAGCCCGGCAGAGAGACUUGAUGAUUGUGUUUGUCGUACUAGUGCUAGUUUUAUUGCACCGUCUGCCGAGACCGUACGCUGCGAGACGGUUCGCUCCUCUGUCUGUUGGAGGUUAUUUAGAAAAAACGUUCUCCGAAACGCUGGUGGUAACGUUUAUAUAUUUCAAAAUGAGUCACUCUUUUGUGUGUGAGGUUUUUUAGAAAAACGUUCUCCGAAAAGCUGGUGGCAACGUUUAUAUAUUUCAAAAUGAGUCACUCUUUUGUGUGUGAGGUUAUUUAGAAUAACGUUCUCGGAGAAGCUGGUGAUAACAUUUAUUUAUAGUACGAGAAGGGUCACUCCUCUACGUGAGAUUACCUGAUGGAACACCACUCUAUGUGAGAAUUUAGAAAACUGUUCUCAGGACAGUUGGUGGUAACAGUAACGCUUUUAUUAUGGCUUGUUUGAUACUGUUUGUUAUGAGGGAUUGAUUAUAGAGUCGAAGUUGUCUAGAGGAAAAGUGGUUGUCGUAGAUAGGUGGACUCAUUGACAGUGUCAUGAUAUUUUUAAAAACACAAGAGAUGAAGUGGUCAGCUGUACAGAUGAAGUGGUCAGUUGUACAGAUGAAGUGGUCAGUUGUACAGAUGAAGUGGUCAGUUGUACAUGUGAUUGUCUUGGACAGGUUGCUAUAAUGGCAGGUUUGACUGCGUCUUGUAUGUAAAGAGAAGGAGCAGAGAUGUUCUGGAAAGAACUUUUCUUUGUGAGACAGAACGGCAUGUUUUUACCAGGGCCAGUAGUAGCAACAUUACAAAAUAUUAUUGCACUUUUGGGUUUUUUGAGGACGGUUUUCUGGAGAGAGAGAGAACUGUCUUUUGAUAGUUGUGUUUUGGGUCAUUUGUGUUCUACUUACAAAAAAACAUUGUUGACUCUGUUGAAAAUAGGGAGUUGGAAAUGUGGGUAGUUUUGUUUUGAAAGGGAGAGUGGGGUCGGGUGAACAGUUGUUAUACGUGUAAUGUUAGUACGUUAUGUUGAAGGUAGAAAUAUUUUUUGACCUGUGUUCUUCAUUUAUUGCAUAUAUAUUUGUGCUCACUUCAUUUUCCCGGCAAAAGAAUAAAGAAAAAAAUGCUGUGUACUAAU